This is a messenger RNA of Nasonia vitripennis (jewel wasp), 1270 nucleotides long. RefSeq names its product dynein assembly factor 1, axonemal homolog. The transcript has 6 exons. Gene Ontology annotation, molecular function: protein binding. Bases 425 to 1270 code for a protein of 281 amino acids. NCBI's taxonomy places the organism in Eukaryota, Metazoa, Arthropoda, Insecta, Hymenoptera, Pteromalidae. The record is from RefSeq and is a predicted model, not a curated record.
GCAUGGUAGUCCAGUACUUAUUACCUGUGGAAUCCACGUUGCAGGUAACGGAAUUGUUUGAGGAUUUCUGAUGAGAUUAUUACAGAUUGUUUGAAACUGUGCAUUCGCCGCAGGAGGUUCCGAUUCACGUAAAGUACCAGCAAGAUCGUGCAUUGUACCAUGUUGCCGACAACUAUCCGCAAUUGUUGGUGUAACUGUUGAGGUAUCUCCAUGGUAACGAAUACUACUUCAGACGUGCUCAAUUGUAACAAGCUAUUUGGAUUGCUCUUACAAGUUAGCGUGUCUCAUAACUAAAUACAAUAUUAAUUUAAAUAUUCUCGAUAAAUCAUAAGAAAGUAAUCUACAUCAUAAAAUUUAGAAUCAGAGGUUGCAAGUCUAAAUUGAACAAAGUUUAAUCAAAUCACAGAAACGUUAACGAAGAGUUAUGGAUGAUUCUAAAAAUAAUUCUGUAGUUAAGCAUAAUAUCUUAAACUGUCAAGAGAAAGUACUUAAAUCUAUAGAAAAACAAUUAGAUAGCAAGUUAUUUCGUGCAGAGAUUUAUAAUCAAAUUAAAAAAACUGUUGAUUCCAGAAGCAGCGAAAAACACCAAAAAGAAAUUUGCUUGUUCAAUAAAAAAAAUGAAAUCAGAAUGUCAGAAGAUCUUAUAAAAAAACAUUGUCGAGAGCACAAACUUUAUGAAACUCCAAGUCUUAACGACGUAUUGUAUUUACAUUAUAAAGGAUAUUCUUUCAUUGAGAACUUAGAAAAUUAUACAGGACUGAAAUGCCUUUGGUUGGAAAAUAAUUGUAUUCAAGCAAUCAAGAAUUUAGAUAAUCAGAUACAGCUUCGAUGCCUAUUUCUUCACCAUAAUCUAAUUAAAAAAAUUGAAAAUCUUGAACAUUUGAAGAAACUUGACACACUUAAUAUUUCCUAUAAUCUGAUUAGUAAAAUUGAAAAUCUUGGUUCCUUGAAAAAUCUUAAUUCUCUGAACGUGUCUCAUAAUUAUUUACAAAAUGCAGAAGAUAUAGAGCACGUACGAGUUUUGGAUAGUGUUUCUAUUUUAGACAUAUCAUAUAACAGAAUUGAUGAUCUACAAGUGAUAAGCUUUUUAGGAUUGAUGAAAUCUCUGCGUGUCCUUAAAUUGGUAGGCAAUCCAGUAAUAAAAAAAAUCAAAGCCUAUCGAAAAUGUGUUAUAGCAGAAUGUCCAAAUCUUCAAUAUUUAGAUGACAAACCUAUUUUUGCUAAGGAUCGUGAGUGUGAAGAGAUGACCGUAAACGUGGUAUUUAUAUAA